CAGAUUUCGGACCACCAAACAGCAUGCCACGGGCCGGAGCCUGGAAAGCCCAUGCGACGGCGGCAUCCACAAGGCCCAGCCGAUAGCGAUCAUCAUGACAGGGCCUUUGUCUCUCCUUUGCAGCAGGUCUUGCACUUCGGCGUUUGCGAUCUCGGCCGGGUUUCGGGACAUGGGCACCACCCACCACACUUGGCGUCUGCUGUGUCGGCCUUCCUUGGGGCCACAGGCUGCGCACGCCUGGGGCGCUGUGCCGUGGGGUGGCCUCACUUCGUGCCAACUGGUUUGCGUGGAGAGGACCUUCAACGGUGGGCAGCCGACCAUUGGCCUGCAGCGGAGAAGAAGCUUGAGGGUGGCUGGCCCUUUCUGGCUGGCGCAAAGUUAAUGCAGCAGCCAGGCGAUAGAUUGAUGAUGCUGGACACGGCUUUCGCCGCUUUUGCACGAGACCCCUGUGCUCUGUGUAGCUUCGAUCCGCAGGGUCGGCUUCCCUUGCACGUGGCUGCUCGACGAAGCGGCCAUGCCAUGCUCGUGCAGCUGUUGCUGGACUUACAAGCUGAAGUGGAUGCUGUGGGGCAGAUCGAUGGAAGAACAGCCCUGCACUGUGCUUGUGCAGCGGGCGAUGCCCAGUCAGUGCGGUGUUUGUUGGCCGCUCGCGCUGAUCCGCAGCGGAGGGAUCACUUGAGGAUGCUGCCAUUGGAUGUCGCAGCACGCUUGCGGGCCGAAGAAGCACAAGAGGUGCUUUUGGCCACUAUGGUGCCGCACUCGUCGACGUGUGCCAACACGGGGAGGUGCCAUGUCUCCUGAAAAAGUUGCAGAGAUUCUGAUUUCAGAGGUAGAGCGGCAGAACAGUGGCUUCUCACUGCCCGACUUGAAGAUUUCUGGAUCUCCAAUUG
Durusdinium trenchii is the source of this 890-nucleotide messenger RNA. Lineage: Eukaryota; Dinophyceae; Suessiales; Symbiodiniaceae. The record is from the annotation of a GenBank genome assembly.